UAUACUUCAUAAACGACGUUCAAGAAAUCAGAAUAAAUUUGACAUAAAAUCCGAGUUAACAAAGCUCGGCGAGUUCGCUGAAUCGCUUCGUAGGCAGAUUUUAAGAGAAUUUGGUUACAUUAAUGAUGAUGCUGUUUCUGCUGGUCGCUCUCGCGGGCAUUCACUCGGGUUGGUCCCGACGCGAAUCCUCGCUCGGUGAAAACGCAGCUGAGAACGCGGUGCAUACAGUUCCGCUCGGCUCGGAGGCGACUUUCCACUGGAGAGUGGAUCUAAUGAACAAACAGGCGAUCGUGGAGAUUCAUUACGUCGGCAAUGAUAGCACCUGGUUCGCGAUCGGAUUUUCCGACUACGGAGAAUUGAAACCGGCUGAUUACUGCGUCUUGUGGCCUGACUGGCACCAACAAAUUCAUCUUCAAGAUUCGUGGGCGGAUGUCGACGGGAAAUUGCAUCUGGACACCCAGCAGAACUGCGAGAACUUCGCAUGGAAAAGACGCGGUAAUAUCAUGAAAUUCACAUUCUCCCGCAAGUUCGAUACUUGCGACGAGCAUGAUUAUAUCAUUGAGAGAGGCACCACGCACCUAGUGUGGCUCCGCGGUCGCGGACCGCUGUCCUCCUUGGCUGGCCUUGAGAUAUCGGACGCAAAAUCGUCAGGCAUGUCCCGUACCGAGUUGCACAGGGUAUCCCAUAAAAAGCCCAAGUUCCCCGCGAACGCCUGGCAGCUCGAAUUACUCGCCCAUCGGGUUCAAGUGCCGAAGGAGGAGACCACUUAUUGGUGUCGUGUGCAUAAGUUGCCGUCAGUAUUAAGACAGAAGCAUCAUAUCCUACAAUUUGGCCCCGCUAUUCAAGCGGGUAACGAACAUCUUGUGCAUCACAUGGAAGUCUUUCAUUGCGCCGGAUCCGUGAAUGUAGAAGUUCCAAUGUACGAUGGACCCUGUGACGGAGCAGAUAGACCCGAAAAAACGCAGAUCUGCAAGAAGGUGCUGGCAGCGUGGGCGAUGGGUGCCGACGCAUUUGUGUAUCCGGAAGAAGCCGGUCUAUCCAUCGGUGGGGCCGAUUUCAAUCCGUAUAUCAUGUUGGAGGUACAUUACAAUAAUCCCGAGCUGCAUCAAGGCGUCGUCGACUCCUCCGGAAUCCGAUUUGUUCUUACCACGACUCUCAGAAAGUAUGACGCCGGUGUCAUCGAGCUUGGUCUCGAGUACACCGAUAAGAUGGCCAUACCCCCGCAACAGGAAGCCUUUACGCUGUCCGGUCACUGCAUAGCGGAAUGCACCGGAGUAGGAUUGCCUCAAAGUGGCAUUCACAUUUUCGGCUCUCAACUGCACACGCAUCUGACGGGUACCAAAGUCAUCACCCGUCAUGUGAGGAACGGCGAAGAGUUGCCGCCGUUAAACUAUGACAAUCAUUACUCCACUCAUUUCCAGGAGAUCAGACUGCUACCGAAACCGGUGACCAUCCUGCCGGGAGAUUCUCUGAUAACUACAUGCACUUACAACACUAUGAAAAGAGAUAACGUGACUCUUGGCGGCUUUGCUAUAUCCGACGAGAUGUGUGUUAAUUACAUUCAUUACUAUCCCAAUGCGCAAUUAGAGGUGUGCAAGAGUGCCAUAAGCGACGACGCUCUGCGAACGUAUUUCCGCUAUAUGCGAGAAUGGGAAAGUCAAGGGACCAGUACGCAAAAGGGCAUCUCGGCGAAUUAUAAGAGCAUCGAGUGGACCAAGGUCCGCGUGGAGGCUCUUCACGAUCUCUAUGAAGCUGCGCCUUUAGGGAUGCAGUGUAACGCCUCCGAUGGUUCCCGGUUACCUGGCUUGUGGGAUAAUAUCGCGGCCACACCCGUCAGAUUGCCUUUGUCACCGCCAGCCAGGAAUUGUCUGGAAUCUUCAAUACAGCAAGAGAUCUCGGACCAGAUGUGAAUUACAAUUGAUUUUAAUUAAAAAUAUAAGUUACUCAAUCAUUCCGUUGUGUGGAUAUUUUGAGGGAACAAACGAGUAAUUAAAAUUCCAAUACAGAGCAUAUCAAAUUUAGCGUUACCUGCU
Temnothorax curvispinosus is the source of this 2033-nucleotide messenger RNA. RefSeq names its product tyramine beta-hydroxylase (gene Tbh). The transcript is spliced from 10 exons. Bases 123 to 1910 code for a protein of 595 amino acids. The record is from RefSeq and is a predicted model, not a curated record. Gene Ontology annotation, biological process: dopamine catabolic process; norepinephrine biosynthetic process; octopamine biosynthetic process. Gene Ontology annotation, cellular component: secretory granule membrane. Lineage: Eukaryota; Metazoa; Arthropoda; Insecta; Hymenoptera; Formicidae. Gene Ontology annotation, molecular function: dopamine beta-monooxygenase activity; copper ion binding.